This is a messenger RNA of Phyllostomus hastatus (greater spear-nosed bat), 1621 nucleotides long. It is a transcript of the gene PRDX3, whose product is annotated as peroxiredoxin 3. The transcript is spliced from 7 exons. Gene Ontology annotation, cellular component: mitochondrion; cytosol. Gene Ontology annotation, molecular function: thioredoxin peroxidase activity. Bases 61 to 822 code for a protein of 253 amino acids. Lineage: Eukaryota; Metazoa; Chordata; Mammalia; Chiroptera; Phyllostomidae. Gene Ontology annotation, biological process: hydrogen peroxide catabolic process; cellular response to stress; response to oxidative stress. The record is from RefSeq and is a predicted model, not a curated record.
UCCGCAGGCCCCGCCUCCUCUGCUCCGCGAUCCUCCUCGCGGCUCCGGGGUGCACUGAAGAUGGCGGCCACGGUGGGAAGGUUGCUGCGGGCUACGGCUGCCCGACACAUGAGCGCCAUCUCUGCCUCUGCAGCCCUUCGGCCUGCUGCUUCUCGAAGAACGAGCUUGACAAGUGUGUCGUGGUCUGCUUCCAGCCAAGCAAAAUUUGCCUUUAGCACCAGUUCCGCAUACCAUGCCCCGGCCGUCACCCAGCACGCUCCCUACUUUAAGGGCACAGCCGUUGUCAAGGGAGAGUUCAAAGAACUAAGCCUUGAUGACUUCAAGGGGAAGUACUUGGUGCUUUUCUUCUAUCCUCUGGAUUUCACCUUUGUGUGUCCCACGGAAAUCGUUGCUUUCAGCGACAAGGCCAACGAGUUCCGAGACGCGAACUGUGAGGUGGUGGCCGUCUCCGUGGACUCCCACUUCACCCACCUCGCCUGGAUCAACACGCCGAGGAAGAGCGGCGGCUUGGGCCCCAUGAACAUCGCGCUGCUGUCGGACCUGACCAAGCAGAUCUCGCGAGACUACGGCGUGCUGCUGGAAGGCCCUGGGCUCGCGCUGAGAGGUCUCUUCAUCAUUGACCCCAACGGAGUCAUCAAGCAUCUGAGUGUCAAUGAUCUCCCGGUGGGCCGAAGCGUGGAAGAGACCCUCCGCCUGGUGAAGGCAUUCCAGUUCGUGGAAACCCAUGGAGAAGUCUGCCCAGCAAACUGGACCCCGGACUCCCCUACGAUCAAGCCACAUCCGACUGCUUCCAAAGAAUACUUUGAGAAGGUGAAUCAGUAGAUCAUCCCGUGCGUACCUGCAGCUUCUCAAAAGAACCACAGUUGGAACUCUUAGCAUUUCAAAGAUGAUUAUGUGUAGAAGGCAAGAAAGCAAUUAUGCUUGCAUUCAUAAACAUUACUCUAAAUGUUUUUGUACAUUGACUAAAGCUUUUUAAACAUAGUUAGUUACUAACAUGAGUCCUUUGUUGGUAACUCUUGAUGGCCAGCUGUGUAUAGACGGCCUGGCCCACCACCCGUUUCUUCAAUCACGUCUUCCAUGGGAGGCGCGCUUAGCCCUGCUUGAACCUUUGUGUGCCCCAGUGCCGGACAGGUACCAAAAGCCUCUGAGCAAGGGUCCUGGAAUUCUCUUCUCGAAUUUCUUUUUAUUAAACUGAAUUUUCUUUUGAGGUAACAAAGAUCAAGGGUCCUGAAAUUCUCUUCUCAAAUUUCUUUGUAUUGAACUGAAUUUCCUUUUGAGGUAACAAAGAUCAUAGUUUUAAGUUGUUAGCAUCAGCAGUCUAGUUUAAAUUCAGCUCUUGGAGCGGAGAUAUAUGAUGUAACAAAUGUGAAUCAUGUAUUUAAAAAAAACACAAUGGCAAAGUGACUUCACCGGCCAUGCAUGUUGCUCGUCCCUGAGAUUUGUAGUUUGUGUAAUUUUAUUUGUUAGCUGACUUGGUGUCUACAUACAUUUCUAAAGAUCAGUCGAAGGUGAUUAUAGGGGAUAUUUAUUGAAUCCAUGGAUUGCAUUUUGAAAUCAAUGUAAUUAUAUUUUCUGAAGCACUCAAUGUAAAGUAUAUAAUAAAAAUAAACAUUUUAAAAUA